AUGCGCGAAGUUCGAGACGGCAUCAGCGAGACGCAGUUGCGUGAGCUGAGGAACAAGAAACGUGACUUCGAGAAGACGUACGGCGAGUUCGAGCCGCACUUCUUUCAGACGAUCCUGGAGGAGCAGAAGUUGGGUCCCCAAUCGACCUUCGUUGACCUGGGCUGUGGUAUUGGCAAUCUGCUUGUGCAGGCGGCCAUCCAGAGCGGGUGCAGCGCCUUCGGCAUCGAGCUGCGAGACGAGCUCAUGGGCACGGCUGAAAGCCUCAAAGAUAGGGCCCUGGCCGUCUGUGAACUGCACGGCAUCAGCAUGGGAAGCGUCACCAUGGCAUGGGGAGACAUGGUCAAGACUCCGGCGGUCAAGGAGUGGAUGAAAAAGGCCGACCUCGUUGUUGUGAAUAACCUGAAGUUCUCAGCGACGUUGAACCUGCAGAUCUUGGACUCAUUCCUUCCGCUCAUGAAGCAUGGUGCAUGCGUCAUAGCUACUGACCUGUUCAUCAGCGGCAAGCAGACGCGACACGGGCAGUACAAGGUUUACCCUGAUCAGAGGACGCUGGAGGUGACAGAGCGGAAAUACCCCGAGCGGUCCAUGUCGUGGACUAACUCUUCAGCCCCAUACUACAUCCAUCGCGUGCAUGACCCAGCAAUUGCCCGACGUCGGCAGGAACAACUGGGGAAGGUCUAUACCGGGUCCGACCUUGGGAGCCACGCAGCAUAG
Schizophyllum commune H4-8 is the source of this 714-nucleotide messenger RNA. Its product is annotated as S-adenosyl-L-methionine-dependent methyltransferase. Gene Ontology annotation, cellular component: nucleus. The coding region runs from base 1 to 714 and encodes 237 amino acids. The transcript is spliced from 3 exons. The record is from RefSeq and is a predicted model, not a curated record. NCBI's taxonomy places the organism in Eukaryota, Fungi, Basidiomycota, Agaricomycetes, Agaricales, Schizophyllaceae. Gene Ontology annotation, molecular function: histone H3K79 methyltransferase activity. Gene Ontology annotation, biological process: DNA repair; DNA damage checkpoint signaling; regulation of transcription regulatory region DNA binding.